AUGCCAGACUACGACGAAGAUAUGCUGCCUCCCCCGGCAUCAGGCUCUCAGCAGGAUCGCACUUGGGGUGGUAAUAACGCUUUUCACAACUUCUUCAACGACUUCUCUCACAUUCCCGACCCAAAUCUUCGCCGCCGUCUUGCUUUAUCUGAGAUUGAUAAAGUCCCUUUUGGUGCAUACCAUGUCCGCGCUGUAUUAGUAGCAGGUGUUGGUUUCUUCCUUGAUUCUUACGAUAUUUUUGCCAUCAACCUCAUCACAAUACUACUUGGAGUUGUCUUUUGGGGUGAUCCUAACCCACAAAACGGCUUCAGUGGCAAUGAUGGAUAUCUCCCCGAUCCAGUCAACCAGGCAUUCAAGGCCUCUACGAGUGCCGGAAUUGUAGUGGGAAUGAUCGUCUUUGGAUGGCUAGCAGAUGGCUUUGGUCGACGCCGCAUGUAUGGUGUUGAAUUGGGUAUUAUUAUCCUAGCGACGCUUUGCUGCGCUCUCAUUUCGUCUAGCCCUGCAAUGGGAUCGACAGGUCUCCUAAUCUUUUGGCGUAUCAUCAUGGGCAUUGGAAUUGGCGGCGACUACCCGCUCUCAAGUGUCAUUACCUCCGAGUUCGCUCCGACAAGAUGGCGCGGCGCUAUGGUUGCUGCUGUCUUCUCUAUGCAGGGACUUGGACAGCUAGCAGCUGCUAUUGUUGCCCUAAUCACUACUGUUGCUUUCAAGGACGCCUUUAUUGGAGCUGCUGACGAAAGCCAAUGCGGUUUCGAGUGCCGACUGGCCGCUGACCGAGCCUGGCGAAUUAUUGUUGGAGUGGGAGCCAUUCCUGCUUGCGCCGCCCUUUAUUACCGUAUCACUAUCCCGGAAACCCCUCGAUAUACCUUUGAUGUUGAGCACGACGUCGAGAAAGCCGAUGCCGACAUCAAAGCAUACGUUGCGAGCAAGUCCAAGGGUUCCUUUGACGUUGUUCAUCAAGUCAGGAGUAAGCGCAUAGCUGGACGUAGCCUUGACGUUCCUCGUGCGUCCUGGUCUGAUCUUAUUUCCUUCUUCCGCCAAUGGGCCAAUUUCAAGAUGCUAUUAGGCACAACUUUGUCCUGGUUCUUUUUGGACCUCGCUUUCUAUGGUCUUGGCCUUAAUAAUACCUUUGUCCUUCAAGCAGUGGGCUAUGGUGCUGGCAACUCCCUUUUCGAAAAGCUUCACAACCAAGCUGUCGGAAUGAUUAUUUUGACAUGUGCUGGAUCACUUCCUGGCUACUGGACUGCCAUUCUUAGCGUCGACACUUUUGGUCGUAAGCCGCUACAGGUUUUCGGAUUUCUCCUGCUCACCAUUAUCUUCUGUAUCCUCGGCUUUGCUUACAAGAGCCUUCCACAAGGGGGUUUACUUGCGCUCUACAUUGUUGGCCAGUUUCUCUUCAAUGCUGGCCCUAACACGACCACUUUCAUCGUUCCUGGCGAAUGUUUCCCUACCCGAUAUCGAUCGACCGGACAUGGCAUCUCGGCUGCCAUGGGUAAAAUUGGAGCAAUUAUUGCGCAGGGUAUCAGCAUUCCUAUGGUGCGACAGGGAUCCCCCGAGGGUUGUAAAGGUACCGAUUGUGCACCAAACAUGCACCGACUGCUCCAACUCUUUGCCCUUUUCAUGUUGUUUGGUACUCUGGUUUCCUUGUUGAUUCCGGAGACCAAGGGCAUGACUUUGGAGGAGCUUUCUGGAGAGCCCCGUACAAGCUACAAUUCUGGAUGUAAUGGUAGUAUCAGUCUUGGGUCACCAAAGCUCAGAGCUUGGAACCCCUUUGUGGGUGGUCAACCUGCAGGAUUCUCGUAUCCUAGAUCCCGAAUGAGCCACUUCCGAAAGAGUGAUCGUGUUGGUAUCAUGACCUCACCGGAACUCAUGGCUGAGACAUCCCGACUUCGAAGACCUCGCAUCUGGAGAAGACACCGCAAGGCCAAGUCGAGCAGCGGUACAGAUAUCGCUUUGAGCACUCGAAGCUCUGGUACAGGAGAGGAUGAAAUCUUUCCAGCAGGCCCGCCUGCAUCCUCAUCUACUCCUCCACAGCCACCGCCGACUUGGGGAGCUGGCUGGGGACGGAUAGAUAGAGGAGGACCACCUCCACUGUUGAACUCGGUCCAGCUUCAGGAUGUUGGCAGUCUCUUGACAAAAUGA
Molecule: messenger RNA, 2139 nt
Organism: Fusarium tjaetaba
Lineage: Eukaryota; Fungi; Ascomycota; Sordariomycetes; Hypocreales; Nectriaceae
Product: major facilitator superfamily transporter
Exons: 6
Coding region: 1-2139 (712 amino acids)
Biological process (GO): phosphate ion transport; transmembrane transport
Cellular component (GO): membrane
Molecular function (GO): phosphate transmembrane transporter activity
Source: RefSeq, a predicted model, not a curated record